Labrus bergylta (ballan wrasse) is the source of this 2195-nucleotide messenger RNA. RefSeq names its product paired box protein Pax-7. Lineage: Eukaryota; Metazoa; Chordata; Actinopteri; Labriformes; Labridae. The record is from RefSeq and is a predicted model, not a curated record. Gene Ontology annotation, molecular function: DNA-binding transcription factor activity, RNA polymerase II-specific; RNA polymerase II cis-regulatory region sequence-specific DNA binding. Gene Ontology annotation, biological process: regulation of transcription by RNA polymerase II; anatomical structure development.
AUGUCAUCUUUGCCAGGAACGGUACCGCGGAUGAUGCGCCCGGCUCCCGGACAGAACUACCCUCGCACCGGAUUCCCUCUGGAAGUGUCCACUCCUUUGGGCCAGGGGCGGGUCAACCAGCUCGGAGGGGUCUUCAUUAACGGCCGGCCGCUGCCCAACCACAUCCGGCACAAAAUAGUAGAGAUGGCCCACCACGGGAUCCGGCCCUGCGUCAUCUCCAGACAGCUGCGGGUCUCCCACGGCUGCGUGUCCAAGAUCCUCUGCCGAUACCAGGAGACCGGCUCCAUCCGGCCCGGAGCGAUCGGAGGCAGCAAGCCCAGGCAGGUAGCCACGCCGGACGUGGAGAAGCGGAUAGAGGAGUACAAACGGGACAACCCCGGCAUGUUCAGCUGGGAGAUCCGGGACAAGCUGCUGAAGGACGGCGUGUGUGACAGAAGCACAGUCCCUUCAGGUGAGGCCUCCUCUGUGAGCUCCAUCAGCCGCGUACUGCGAGCGCGUUUUGGAAAAAAAGACGACGACGACGAGUGUGACAAAAAGGAUGAGGACGGAGAGAAGAAGACCAAACACAGCAUCGACGGAAUCCUCGGCGACAAAGGCAGCCGGAUGGAUGAGGUGUCAGAUGUGGAGUCAGAGCCGGACCUCCCACUGAAGAGGAAGCAGCGCCGGAGUCGGACUACGUUCACGGCCGAGCAGCUGGAGGAGCUGGAGAAGGCCUUCGAGAGAACCCAUUACCCCGACAUCUACACCAGAGAGGAGCUCGCCCAGAGGACCAAACUCACCGAGGCCAGGGUCCAGGUGUGGUUCAGCAACAGGAGAGCACGGUGGCGAAAACAAGCCGGAGCCAAUCAGCUAGCGGCGUUCAACCACCUGUUGCCGGGCGGGUUUCCUACCACGGGGAUGCCGACACUGCCUACGUACCAGCUGCAGGAGUCGAGCUACACAUCCAACGGCCUGCAACAAGACGGCGGUGCCACGGUUCACCGUCCUCAGCCGUUACCUCCGUCCACCAUGCACCAGGGCAGUCUGUCCGGCAACGACAGUGGCUCCGCCUAUGGCCUGUCCUCCAACCGCCACGGCUUCUCCAGCUACUCCGACUCCUUCAUGACCUCCGCGGCACCCAACAACCACGUCAACCCCGUCAGCAACGGACUCUCCCCGCAGGUGAUGAGCAUCCUGAGCAACCCCAGCGGCGUUUCCUCGCAGCAGCAACACGACUUCUCCAUCUCGCCGCUCCACAGCGCCCUGGACUCCUCCCCGUCCAACUCCAUCUCAGCCAGCUGCAGCCAGCGUUCGGCCGAGGCCUCCAUUAAGACGGUGGACAGCCUCCCCUCGUCCCAGUCCUACUGUCCCCCGACAUACAGCACCACCAGCUACAGCAUGGACCCCGCUGUGGCUGCAGCCGGAUACCAGUACAGUCAGUACGGCCAGACUGCAGUGGACUACCUGGCCAAGAACGUGAGUCUGUCCAGUCAGCGCCGGAUGAAGCUGGGCGACCACUCGGCUGUACUCGGACUGCUGCAGGUCGAGACCGGCCAGGCCUACUAGUACUCACCUUAAACAUCUCAAUUAAAAGAAAAAUGACACCUGGUCACCAGCACAACCCCACACCUCCUGCUACCACCUGUACACGUCUCCCUGAGUGUGAGAGUGAGUGUCAUAGCCAUACUUUAUUUUAUCUCUCUGCUCCUCCUGCGUUAAAGAGGACGUAAUGAUGCAGCUGUUCAAGCUUUAAAAACAUUCCCCACGGGACCGACCAAAUCCACAACCAGAACUCCACUUUGAGUUUUUAUAGGUUCACAUUACAGCUCAUUCUUACACGAUAUCAGGCGACUUCAAACUACUGAUAAUUAGUACAUUUAGAGGUUUUCAUUUUAGAUGGAGUGCUAACUGCUCUCUACAUGAUACCCUGGAACAGAUGUUUGGUCUGAAGCAACAUCACCACAACCCGGACGCUCUUAAUAUGGUCACAGAAAAAUACAGAGCCUUAAGCACAGAAAUUUCCUUUUUUUUUUUUUGUGCAAUCUAAUUUAUUUCAAUUUCAAGUAUUUGUACAAAAGCGUUGCAGAAAGCGGACGACAUGUGGAGGCAUAAAGUCGGCACGUUUGGUGGUCAAGGGCGAGAAACGGCCUUAAAGGCUUUAUAUGUGAUUUUUCACACUUAAAUGUAAUAGAAAUCAAGUAUAUCCUCUGAAAAUA